UUAGAUAUCCCUAUGUAUAUAUAUAUAACCAAGUAUUCUAAUGAAAAUGUGUGUUAGACAGAGUGGACGUAGGCUUUCUUUGGCCGAACCACAAUACAUCUUUUUGUCCUCUUUUCUAUUUCUGUUUCUUUUUUUUUCUUAACAUGGUAUCAGAGAAUGGUUCUGAAGCUCGAUGAUUGAUUAAGGGUCGAUGGUCAGGCCGGAGAUCCCACCAUUCAUUGAGUUUGCAAGAUCCAACUCUUUCUUUUCUGAUCUCGUCUAUUCGUCAUGGGUGACUCUACUCAAGCCAACAAAGAGCUCGGCAACACUGAUUCACCCUACUUUCUUCAUUCUUCUGACAAUCCAGGAGUCUCCAUUGUCACUCAAAAUCUGACUGGGGAAAAUUAUGCAACAUGGUCUCGUGCCAUACGAAUGGCACUUCUUGCCAAGAAUAAAUAUGGGUUCAUUGAUGGAACCAUCGAGAAGCCUAGUCCUUCAGAUCCCAAAGCAUCUCAAUGGGAGAGAUGCAACAAAAUGGUGUAUUCCUGGAUUCUCAACUCAGUUCACAAUGACAUUGCUAAUAGUACAUCCUCCAUUGCCUCUUAUUUUACUGGGCUCAAAGCACUAUGGGACGAACUAUAUUCCUAUAAUGUCGUACCGCCAUGUACCUGUGGAUCUUCUAAAGAACUCAUGAACAUUCAUCAAAGAGAGAAAGUCAUGCAGUUCCUCAUGGGUUUAAAUGAAAGCUACAAUGCAAUACGCAGUCAGAUUCUCUUGAUGGAACCCUUACCUACUGUCAAUCGUGCAUACUCACUGCUACUUCAGGAAGAAAGACACCGUGACCUCCGUAUGUAUCAACAAUUGAUGACAUUACUCUCAACGGUGAUGCCCACCAACUCACCUGCCUCAACCGCCACUGUCUCUGGUAAUAUUGCUUGUCUUACCACUUCUCCUUCUAUUCAUUGGGUUAUUGAUACUGGAGCUACCCAUCAUAUAGCGUGCUCUAAAUCUUUGUUUACCUCUCUUAAACCUCAGUCCAACAUAUCUCCAGUGACCCUUCCCAAUGGUCAGACUGCUAACAUCUCCUUUACAGGAACUGUGGCACUACCCAAUGGACUUCGUCUAGAUGAUGACCUUCAAUCGAGGAAGACGAUUGGUCGGGGUAAACUCCAUGGAGGCCUCUACAUCCUUGAUUCGACCCAAGUCAACGCUGUCUCCACCAUUGGUCGGGGUAAACUCCAUGGAGGCCUCUACAUCCUUGAUUCGACCCAAGUUGCCAUCCAUCAACCUGACAUUGACAAUACUCAUUGUGAUCAAACAACUCCUGACCAAGCCGUCGUUCACCAACCUAACCCUGCCCUGCAAGUCAGUAAUGAAAUUGUUCCUAUGCCUCGACGCUCUGGUCGUAUCUCGAGACCACCUCCUUACUUGCAGGAUUUUGCCAAUUCUAUUGUGGGUACACCAGCAGCUAAAGAAUCCACAUCUCACCCCAUUUCUUCCUACCUCAAGUACUCGCACCUUUCCUCUACACACCGGUCCUAUGUUGCUGCUAUCACUUCUUCCAUCACCCCUGUUACCUUUGCUCAGGCCAAUCAAUCGCAACAAUGGCGCAAAGCUAUGGCACAUGAACUCCAAGCUCUUGAAGCUAAUAAAACUUGGCAUCUCACACCUCUACCUCCAGGAAAACACACUAUUGGUUGCAAGUGGGUCUAUAAAAUCAAAUACAAGCCUGAUGGAUCAAUCGAACGCUACAAAGCCCGACUUGUUGCCAAGGGUUUUACCCAACUCGAAGCCAUUGCCUCCAUUAAACAUUGGCCUCUUCACCAAUUGGACGUAAAUAAUGCUUUCUUACAUGGCGACUUACACGAAGAGGUCUACAUAUCCCGCAACUGGUUUUCUAAACUAUCUACUGCCUUGAUCUCACAUGAUUUUAUCCCUUCUAAGGCAGACUACUCUCUUUUUAGCAAAUUCACCAAGGCAGGUUGCAUCCAUGUCCUUGUUUAUGUCGACGAUAUUAUUGUCACUGGGGAUGACUCCAAUGGCAUAAUCGCCAUCAAACGCUCCCUUCACUCAAGCUUCCAUAUCAAAGACUUAGGCACCCUCAAAUAUUUCCUCGGCAUUGAGAUUGCCCGUUCCUCUCAAGGCAUCUUUCUCAACCAACGCAAAUACGUCCUUGAUUUACUUAAUGAUUCUGGCCUUCUUGGAGCACGACCAGUGGCUUUUCCAAUGGAACAACACCUCAAACUUUCUGCCACUAAUGGCACCUGCCCGAUGACUCGUCGCUCUACUAGUGGUUAUUUUACUAUGCUCGGUUCCUGCCCUAUCUCCUGGAAAACAAAGAAGCAAGUUACUGUGGCUCGUUCAUCUUGUGAAGCCGAAUAUCGCUCCAUGGCCUUGCUUUGUUGUGAAUUAGUUUGGUUGAAAUCCUUACUACAGGAUCUCCAUAUUUCCCAUUCGGAGCCUAUCACUCUUCAUUGUGACAACAAAGCCGCGCUCCAUAUUGCCACCAAUCCUGUUUUCCAUGAACGGACCAAACAUAUUGAAUUAGAUUGCCACUUUGUUCGUGACAAGAUCACUGAUGGGCUCAUCAAGCCUUCAUACAUGCCCACCGACAAUCAGUUGGCUGAUCUAUUUACAAAAGCUCUAGGCAAGGACAGGCUUCUACUUCUACUUGGCAAGUUGGGCAUGUAUGAUAUCCAUGCUUCAACUUGAAGGGGCGUAUUAAGCUGGCACCAACAGAUAUAUCAGAUUCUGUCUAACAGAUAAAACAUAAACCUGUUUUGGAUGCAAGCAUAUCUUCAACUUCAAAAACCUGUCAACCAAAUGCCAGUAAAUGUUUUGUUGUUUCUGUUGUAGCCAGCCAUGGAGUUUGUUAUUGGUGAUUGGUUAGUUUGUGAUUCAAUCUGAUCCACAAUUUGUGGGCACAGGCUUUCUUUAGA
Molecule: messenger RNA, 2918 nt
Organism: Asparagus officinalis (garden asparagus)
Lineage: Eukaryota; Viridiplantae; Streptophyta; Magnoliopsida; Asparagales; Asparagaceae
Exons: 8
Coding region: 268-2691 (807 amino acids)
Source: RefSeq, a predicted model, not a curated record